AUGUGCUGCAACUACUACGGGAACUCCUACGGGGGCUGUGGCUACGGCUCUGGCUAUGGCUGUGGCUAUGGCUCUGGCUAUGGCUGUGGCUACGGCUCUGGCUAUGGCUGUGGCUAUGGAUCUGGCUAUGGCUGUGGCUCUGGCUACGGCUGUGGCUACGGCUCUGGCUAUGGCUGUGGCUAUGGCUCUGGCUAUGGCAGUGGCUGCUGUACCUUCCGACCAUGCUGCUACCGACGAUGCUAUUCCUCUUGCUGCUAG
Myotis lucifugus (little brown bat) is the source of this 258-nucleotide messenger RNA. Its product is annotated as keratin-associated protein 21-1-like. The record is from RefSeq and is a predicted model, not a curated record. Lineage: Eukaryota; Metazoa; Chordata; Mammalia; Chiroptera; Vespertilionidae. The transcript has 2 exons. The coding region runs from base 1 to 258 and encodes 85 amino acids.